Messenger RNA from Clarias gariepinus (North African catfish), 3289 nucleotides. RefSeq names its product transcription factor COE3. Bases 4 to 1656 code for a protein of 550 amino acids. Gene Ontology annotation, biological process: regulation of transcription by RNA polymerase II. The record is from RefSeq and is a predicted model, not a curated record. Lineage: Eukaryota; Metazoa; Chordata; Actinopteri; Siluriformes; Clariidae. The transcript has 16 exons. Gene Ontology annotation, molecular function: DNA-binding transcription factor activity, RNA polymerase II-specific; RNA polymerase II cis-regulatory region sequence-specific DNA binding.
UUCAUGUUUUCCAUCCAGGACGGUCUCCCGCGGGGAGCGCUCACCAUGAAGGAGGAACCGCUCGCCAGCGGCAUGACUCCGGUGCGCUCAUGGAUGCAGAGCGCCGGGAUACUGGACGCCAACACGGCCGCGCAAAGCGGUGUGGGUUUGGCCCGAGCUCACUAUGAGAAGCAGCCUCCGUCAAACCUGCGCAAAUCCAACUUCUUCCACUUCGUCUUGGCACUGUACGAUCGUCAGGGACAGCCGGUGGAAAUCGAGAGGACGUCCUAUGUUGACUUUGUGGAGAAAGACAAAGAAUAUAACGGUGAGAAGACCAACAAUGGCAUCCACUACAGGUUACAGCUUCUCUACAGUAACGGAAUCAGGACAGAGCAGGACCUCUAUGUACGGUUGAUAGACUCCAUGACUAAACAGCCAAUCAUUUAUGAAGGCCAAGACAAAAACCCAGAGAUGUGCCGUGUCCUUCUUACCCACGAGAUCAUGUGCAGUCGGUGUUGCGACAAAAAGAGCUGCGGGAACCGAAACGAGACACCGUCGGAUCCAGUGAUCAUCGACAGAUUCUUCCUGAAGUUCUUCCUCAAGUGCAAUCAGAACUGCCUGAAAAACGCCGGGAACCCCAGAGACAUGAGACGCUUUCAGGUGGUGAUUUCUACUACAGUGAACGUAGACGGCCAUGUGCUGGCUGUAUCAGACAACAUGUUCGUCCACAACAACUCCAAACACGGAAGACGUGCUCGCCGCCUCGACCCAUCCGAAGCAGCCACUCCAUGCAUCAAAGCUAUAAGCCCCAGUGAGGGCUGGACGACUGGAGGAGCCACCGUCAUCAUCAUCGGAGACAACUUCUUCGAUGGACUUCAGGUCGUCUUCGGGACCAUGCUCGUCUGGAGCGAGCUCAUCACGCCCCACGCCAUCCGUGUUCAGACGCCACCCAGACACAUCCCCGGGGUCGUGGAGGUCACACUGUCUUACAAAUCCAAGCAGUUCUGCAAAGGAGCGCCGGGACGCUUCGUCUACACAGCUCUGAAUGAACCCACCAUUGAUUACGGCUUCCAGAGGUUACAGAAGGUCAUCCCACGCCACCCUGGAGACCCUGAGAGGUUACCUAAGGAGGUGCUGUUAAAGAGAGCAGCAGACCUGGUGGAAGCUCUUUAUGGAAUGCCUCAUAACAAUCAGGAAAUCAUCCUGAAGCGGGCGGCCGAUCUCACCGAGGCUCUGUACAGCGUGCCACGCAGCCAUAACCAGCUGCCGUCUCUGACCGGGUCGGGCGCGCACACGGGCAUGAUGGGAGUGAACUCCUUCAGCAGUCAGCUCGCCGUCAACAUCUCCGAGGCCACGCAGGCCGACCAGGGUUAUUCACGUAACUCCAACAGCGUGUCUCCUCGUGGCUAUGCGCCGAGCUCCACACCUCAGCAGUCCAACUACAACACCAUCACCUCCACCAUGAACGGCUACGGAGCCGCCGGCAUGACCAACCUCGGCGUGCCAGGUUCACCCAGCUUCCUCAAUGGAUCCACUGCCAACUCCCCCUACGCAAUCAAACAGAAGAGCGCCUUCGCCCCCGUCGUGCGGCCUCAGACUUCCCCGCCCCCCACCUGCACCGGCACCAAUGGGAGCAGCCUACAGGCCAUGGCCGGUCUCAUCGUCCCUCCCAUGUGAAGCAGGAGAAGUUUGUGCUCAUUGAAUAUAAAACUAAAAGCUUCUUAAGAACUCACCGACUCAAACGUCAUCUUAGUAAAUCUCCCCACAUCAUCAUCAUCAUCAUCAUUUACAGGAGGAGUGUUUUUUCCCCCCCUCACAACCUGGACAACCUGGACAAAAGUGCAUUAAAAAAGAUUAAGACUAACACAAUGCCUUUUUGUUUAAACUUUCUUUUGGAUCGAUUCCCCUUCGAUCGAUGUCUUCGGGGACUUGCUUUGCAAACAACAGCAGUCGAAGCCACAAAUGUGAAGGCAGCUUUAAGAUGAUUUCAGCACGAAGUGAAGAGUUUGGAGACGCGCAGCAGCUGUGACCCUCGGCUAAGUUCCGGACUUUUUAUUUGCAUGCGGAGCUGAUCCUGUUUAAUUUUGGUUCAUAUUCAUGAACUGUAUCAUGUACAGUAAGGAUGAAGCAGAAAUUGAAAUAAGCUUGUAAAAGAAUGAAUACAUGCGAGGGCGAGAAAUGAGGAAAGCUACAACCUCCUCCCACUUCUUAUGCUAACGUUUGAAAUUUUUCAUCAGCUCGAACGAAGUCUUGCCAACAUAAGUUUCUACUGCGUGUCCAUUUUCUACAUUGAAAUAGUAAAUAAUUUCAAGAACAAUGUUACUAACCUGAUACACGUGCACAACAGCUGGGUCAAACUCGAAGAUUUAAAGAAUCAUCAUCUUUUUAUUUUAUUAUUUUUUUAUUUCUUAUGAACGACGAGUCGAUGAGUGUGUGUAGGUACAUUAGAGUCGCAGGUGUGUGGAUCGCUAGAUUUAAACCAGGAAUGCUUUCUGCAACUUUAUUCACAUUUAGGUACCAGACAUUAUUGUUGAACUUCUUGUGAAUUUUUUUUGUAUGUAUUUAUAUAAAAAAAAGUAUGUUUGGAAAUUUCUUUGGUGAUUUAGGACUGAAAUAUAGGAUCACAUAUCUCUUGAUGUCUUAAUACCUUUUAGAUCUUGUAAAAAAAAGUGUGAAAAGUCUUUUUUUUUCUUUGUAAAAACCAAUCAAACAAACAAACAAAAAAAAAUCACGUCAGGUCACCUGCUUUAUUGAAAGCAGGAUGUACGCUUCACCACUUUUGUAAAGAAAAAAAUAUCCCUUUUUUAUUUGUAUAUUUAACUUUUUUCUUUUUGUAAACAGCAUUUUGUGUUCUCGUUUGCCCUUUUCCUUCGUCCUGUCCUGUUCUUGUGAAGAAAAAAAAAGUGUACGUUCAUCGUUCUUUCCAACUGCACUGUUUUCGUUGGGGCACUUACAAGGGCAAUGUACUAUAUUAGCGAACAAACUUAACAGGAAAAAAGCGGUUCGACUGAAAAAACAAUUCCACAAAUAUGCACCAGUAUGUUCCCACACAUCAAGUUAGUUUGUUGCUAUGGUGAUGACUGGGAUGAAUGUUUGCUCAUCACAUGGUUUGAAUGAUAUUUCUGAAAUGUUUUCAUGUGCUUAAUGUUUUAAGGUCACGUCAGGAUGCCUCGCAGUGGUGAGUUUAGAUGACUGAAUUCGGGUUUUAGGAAAAACAACAACAAAACAGCAAAACGGUAAAAUAAUCAGUUUUAGAAUUUUGUCCCACUUUGAUGGUCCAAAGUCCAAAAGUAAAUCAAAUUGUCAAAAU